Molecule: messenger RNA, 2249 nt
Organism: Syzygium oleosum
Lineage: Eukaryota; Viridiplantae; Streptophyta; Magnoliopsida; Myrtales; Myrtaceae
Product: protein ALP1-like
Exons: 4
Coding region: 133-1482 (449 amino acids)
Source: RefSeq, a predicted model, not a curated record
CUCUCUCUCCUUCCCUUCGUGUCUUCUUCUUCUCCUUCUCCUUCUCUCGCUCUCGAUUUCCGAGGCCCGAAAAAGCAAGCACCGAACGCCCCGCGUCCUCCGACACUGUCGAGGGUAGCGAAGGAAGCAGCCAUGGAAUCGAGAAAGUUGGCAGCUUUGCUGUCGUCCCUCGUCUCCGAGAUCAUGCUGCUGCUGCUGCUCCUCUUCCCUUCCUCGGCACCCCUGGCCCUCGCCUCCAACCCCGGUUCUUUCUCCUCCCGCGGCUUCGAUUCGUUCGCCGGCCUCUUCCCCCUCAUCGCCCAUUUCCUGUCCCACCACGAGAUCGCCGCCGCCUGCUUGUCCCCGCCGCGGCCCGUCUCGAGGAAGAGGAGGAGGACCCAUUUCCCUGAACCGGACCACGGGCCCGGUGGCGGGGGCGAAACGUCGGACGGCGGCUCCGGCUCGGAGCUCGGCGGCGGCGGCGGCGGCCCGGCUCGGAGUCCCGACUCGUUCGUGGGCUCUUUCAAGAUGACGGCCUCCACCUUCGAGUGGCUCGCGGGCCUGCUCGAGCCGUUGCUGGAUUGCCGCGACCCGGUCGGGUCGCCGCUGAACCUGUCGCCGGAGCUCCGACUCGGGGUCGGGCUCUUCCGGCUGGCCACCGGCAGCGACCACUGCGACGUGGCUCGCCGGUUUGGGGUCUCAGUGUCGGCCUCUCGGUUCUGCACCAAGCAACUGUGCCGAGUCCUGUGCACCAAUUUCCGGUUCUGGGCGGGUUUCCCGAGCCCGGGCGAGCUCGAAUCCGUGUCGAGGGGGUUCGAGUCGCUGACUGGGUUGCCGAAUUGCUGCGGUGUGAUUGAUUGUGCGAGAUUUGAGAUCGUUGCCGAUUGCGGGCCUAAUGAUGCUAUCGCGGCGCAAAUCGUCGUUGACUCCACCUCGAGAAUUCUGAGUGUCAUUGCGGGAUUUCGUGGUGAUAAGGGCCGGUCACGAGUUCUCCGGCUAUCUAGUUUGUUCAAAGACAUCGAGGAAGAGAGGUUACUGAGUUCGCCUCCUCUGGAUGUUAAGGGGGUCAAUGCGAAUCCGUAUUUGGUUGGAGAUGAAGGGUACCCUCUGCUUCCUUGGUUGAUCGUGCCUUUCACUAAUGCCACCACAGGAUCAUGCGAGGCUUAUUUCAAUGUAGCGCAUAGUUUGAUGCUUAUGCCUGCCCUUAAAACUAUUGUCAGUCUCAGGAACUGGGGUGUUUUAAGCAGGCCAAUAAAAGAGGAUUUUAGGACCUCAGUUGCUUACAUUGGCGCCUGUUCGAUUCUUCAUAAUGCCCUGCUAAUGAGGGAGGACUAUUCGGCAUUGUGUAGUGAGUUAGGAGAUAGUUCAUUGCACGAUCAUCAGACACACCGUCUUCUGGAUGCUGGUUGGGAGGUAAGUUCUGGAAAAGGUCGGGUUGUGCGAGAUGCAUUGGCCGCAUUAGCGAAGGAUUUCCACGACCAGAGUGACUCAGUGCAUUUGUAGCUUGACAGAGAGAUCUGAUCGCGGCUGAUUUUAGUGGGGUGGGAUCAUUUCGGGUUUGGUCUUUUUCCCCACAAUGGAGAGUUGCAGCUGAAACCAGAAUUAAAGUUGAUCAAUCUGAUGAUGGUCCAUCACAGCAUGUCAUUGUGGUUUCUGCAAACACCAUGAUCAAGUCCGUCAGGAAAGAGCGAGUUGAUUCAAAAUCAUUAAGCGAGAGCUAAGCAGUUGACUGGACAAGAGUGAGAAAACAGUCGUGAUGCGUAAUGAAAUGGGACUGGAUGCGGAAUUGAUUUAUGCUGCCCGAAUUGUUCAGGAGCGGCUCAGAAGACCUGUGCUGACGUUGGGAGAGGUUACACCUUCAGCUCUAGCUAGCAUUUUUGUCUGCUUUCGGGCAAGGCCAUGUCUUGAGCCUUGAAGCUCUUGUCCCAAUUUCAAGGAUUCAGUAACAUACUGCCUGGAGGGUGCGAAAACUGAAUUAGCUUGCUCUCAAAGAAAGACUCUUUCUAGAGCUGACAGGAGGAAGCGCCCUCUAUAGGUCAUUUUCCGUUGUGGACGUGUAGCAGGAAAAUCUCGGGUUAAUGGUUUUUAGAGAGAAGUGGUAGUUCUACUGUUGGAAUCUAUUCUCGUCGGAAGCAUGUGCUGAAUCAAAGAUUGUUGGUAACGCUUAAUUCUUUAUCGAGCGGAGCCUCUUCAUCAACUGCGUCAUGAUUUCAUUACUUGUCUAAUGCUUAUGUUGUUCUAGUUUUGCUGGUCUUCUCAUGACCCCUCAA